GCAGACGUGCGCUGCGCGUUAAUUAAAAAUGUGCUGAAUGAUCACACAAGACGUAAAAAAUCGCAACAGUUAAAACGUAAACAAUAGUUUAAAACACAAGAGUUGUAAUAACAUAAUAAACGUUUUGUUUUAAUCGGUAAAUUGAGCGGGCCGCGCGUGGAAACUUCGAGAAACAAGCAACAACAACAAGACGAGACAAUUUUUUGUUGUUAUCGCUUUUGAAGUGCAUAAAGUGAAUAACGUGAAUAACAAGUGAAAUUUUUUGGGUGCAGCGCAGCGUAGAAAGUGCCCGCAGUGAGCACUGACGGUAAAAACCUCCCCCGCAUAAAUAAGCAAACAACAAUUGCAGGCAACAACAACAACAACAAAAAUAAUUACACCCCAAAAAUUUUUGCUGUCGAAGUCGCUGCUGCCGUCGCUGCUGGCGUCAGUCGCCCGCAUUUGGAAAUACAAAUCGUGUUUUGCGCUUUAGCAUUUUGCAGUUUGUUAUUUGUUGUUAGCGCCCAUUGUUGUUGUUCGUUUCGCCAAGUUAUUUACGUCGCGUCGCGCAAACAAUAAUAAUAACAAAAACAACAACAACAACAAAAGUCAAAGCGACUACAACGAAAUUUACAAUUAAAAUUACACGCGUUCUACGUCAUACAAAAAGUAACUGCAAAAACACACACACACAAAGAGGCACACAGCGUGAGUGUGUGUGAGUGAGAUAGCAAGAGCGUGGAAUGGGGCAUUGCUAAAACGUGCGUACAGCUCAUACAAUAUGCGCAAAAUUCAACUAAAAUGCAGCAUAUUACAGCUGUAAAAAGUUUUACGAUUCAAGCUUAAUACUACGCCCCAGACACCCACCCACUCAACCCAACCACCCACUGCAAAAAGCAAAAAUAAUGCCAGAUACAAAUUAAGGUCGCUACAUUGCUCUGUGUGGCACCUGAGAGAGCGUCGCAGUCUCAGCAGCUGCAGCAACAACAACAACAAAAGGAUAACAAACAUAUACAGCGCACAAAAGUCGUAAAACAUUUUGUGUUUUUGUGCAAAGCAAAGUCGCCGCUACAGGCUCGUAAAUUGUCAACAAAAUAAACAACAACAGUGGAGAAAGAGCGAGAGCGAGAGAGAGACAACAAAAAGCACAAACAACAAAACUUUCGAGAUGGCUGGCAACAUUGUCAAAUGGUGGAAACACAAAAUUCUCGGCGGCUACAAACAAUUCUCAGUUCAAGAAUGCACCACAGACUCCGAGGAGCUGAUGUAUCAUCAGGUGCGCGCCAGCUCCAGCUGCAGUGCUCCGCCUGAUUUACUGCUGGGCAGCGAACGUGACAACAAUAUACAGCUGCGUACGCCUGUCGUUAAUAUAAUCACCACGCCCCCCGGCUUAGCCUCCAGCAAGCAACAGCAACAGUCGCAGCCACAGUCGCUGCCAUUGCCGCAGCAGCAGCAGCAGCAACAUCACGUAACGCGCCAGGACAUGAGCGGCAAACACUUGCGCAUCAGCAGCAGCAGUGGCAAGCAUGGCAAAUAUGCAAAUAUGCAGCUGCCUGCAGCAGCAGCAGCGGCGGAGGAUGCGGAUGUGGUGGAUGCUGCUGCCGCUGCCAUGUCCAUGCCGCAUGGACAGCACUCGCAUUCGCGACAUCAUCACAACAAAGAGGAGCGCAUACGUUUGGAGGAAUUCACUUGCGAUGUUUCCGUCGAGGGCGGCAAGUCGACGCAGCCGCUGCAGUUCUCAUUCACCUUCUACGAUCUGGAUGGGCAUCAUGGCAAAAUAACAAAGGACGAUAUUGUGGGCAUUGUGUACACCAUAUACGAGUCCAUUGGCAAGAGUGUGGUGGUGCCCCACUGCGGCAGCAAGACAAUUAACGUGCGGCUCACCGUCAGUCCCGAAGGCAAAUCGAAAACGCAGCCAGCUGCUGCCGCAUGUCACAACAACAACAACAACAAUAAUAACAACAACAGCAGCAGCAUCAAUAAUAGCAACAGCAACAACAAUGCCAGCAAACUAAAGAAGCUGCCAACGGGCAUGAGCAUGGGCAUGGGCAUGGGCAUGGCGGCGUCCAUGUCAAAAACAGUGAAUGGCAUUGCGCUAACGACAUCCGGCGGCGCACGCCGCCAGCACCGCCAUCGACCACGCAAACUGAUUAAGUCCGAUGACGAGGACGAUGACAGCAACAGCGACAAGGAGCGCGAACUCACCGCGGCCGAGCAGCUGCCCAGUGGGAGUGGCAGCAAGCCAACAGCGGCAGCUGCCAGCAAAGCUGCCAGAUACCAGAAGAACAAUGCCAAAUUGGAGGCGUGCUGCAAUGCCCAACAACAGCAGCAGCAGCAGCAACAGCAGGCGGAACAGCAUACGCCGGACAAUGGGCACAAUACCUAUGAGAAUUUGUUGAAUCUCAAAUGCAGCAGCAGCAACAAGGAAGCCAGCGACGCAUUGGAGUGCACACAGCGCUCACGCCAUCAUCAUCAUCAGGCACAUCACUCCCACUCCCACGUCCAGCAGCAGCAGCAUAGCCAGGAUAUCUACAUGAAGCAGGCAACGCAGCGCGUCAAAAUGCUGAGAAGAGCGCGAAAACAAAAGUAUCAGGAUCACUGCCUCGAAACGCGUCAACGCAGUCAGUCCGUGGGCAACGAUGCCUGCUGGCAAAACCGCCACCUGCAGCAGCAGCAGCAGCAGCAGCAGCAGCAGCAACAACAGCAACAGACACAGCAGCAACUGGCGAGUCCUGUGCCCAAGAGCGCUUCGGUGUCGCCGCCUUUGGCUGCGGACAUGAUGCUGGAUGGCGUGCAGCUGCGUCAGCCACGUCCGCAGUCGCUGCUGGCGACACAGCAGCAGCGCAAGUCGGCCGAGUGCUGGAAGUCGGCGCUAAAUCGCAACGAUUUGAUUAGCAUCAUCAGGGAGAGCAUGGAGAAGAAUCGCCUGUGUUUUCAACUGAAUGGAAAACCCCAAGCCAAUGUGAGUCCCAUACGGCAACUACCGCCAGCCCAACAACAACAGCAACGCCAACGCUGCAGUACAGGCUCGAAAAUCCCGACGCUUAUUGCGAACCACAGUCUGCCACAGUCCGCGCAGUCGCCGCUCAGCUGCAGUCCUCCCACGCCGCAGUCGCCUCAACCUCAGCCCUGUGCGGAGCCAGCACCACUGCCCAACAACAACAACAACAACAAUCACAUCGAAGCCGCACACGAGCACACGCUCAACAGCAGCAGUGCGUAUCAUCCACAGCCGCAUAUUCCCAUUUACCAUCAGCAGCUGGCCAUUAAUCCGGCCGUCCUGGCUGCCCAGCAUAGCCACAACAGCGCCCACAACAAGCUCAAUCUCUGCGGCUACGACUCCUUUCUGCAUGCCACCAUCUGUGGCGGCGGCGCCAGCGCGCACUCGCCUCCAGCCACGCCCAGCAAUGUGGCCACCGUGCAGCCCAUACCCAAGAAGAGUCAGCACAAGCUGCAGGCCUAUCAGCGGCUCGAGCAGCAGCAGCAGCAGCAACAACAGCGCAGCAGCAAGCACGAGCAGCGACGCCAGCGUCACAAGCUGCAGCAGCAGCAGCAACAGCUGCCAGCCAAGCUAGAGCCAGCACGCCCAGUUACCUCCAGUUCCAGCUCAGGCGCCUCUAAAAUCUACGGCGAUGCGCUGGAGUGCGCGCAUCUUUUGGCCAGCGAGGAGGAGGAGCUGGCGCCCAGUCCCAUGCUCACCAGCACGCCACGCAAAGUUGUCUCCACCAAUACGCUCAUCGAUCUGAACGAUGAUGUGGGCGAGGCUGUCGCCGAGGCCGUCACCACAGUUAGCAAGGAUGCCGAGGAGCUGCCCGCCGCUGGCUGCGAAGCCGCUGAGCUGGACACGAGCGCCUCCAGCUCCAUGAUACAUCGCUAUGUGCAUGAGCACAUACAUCAUCACUAUCAUCACUUCAAGGAGCAGCAGCAGGAUGCCGCUUGAAAGCAAAUACUAAAAAGAAAUACUACACAUAUACUAAAUGUUGCUUGUUUUCUUAUGAUUAAGCUAGCGCAAUUUGUAAUUUAAUUAGCCGUUAACUUUCAACUCGAAAAGCCCCAAAAGAUAUUAUUUGUUGUCAAUGCAAAUUGAAUUCCAUAGCACGCUCCAAUGUUAAGCAGUUUGCGCCUUUGCCUUAGCCUACACUGAGCGAAAUUAUACUACAUGAUAUAUAUAUAUAGCCAACGUUUGCUUGACGCUUUCAGCCUAGCCCACAUAUCAUAGCUGUGUGUGUAAAUGUCUUAACUAAACUAUAAAAAACAUAUAUAAAUUGUUUACCAGAAUAUGCAGAGAAUUUGUUGUCUAUUAAUAUGUAAAGUUUAUGCGCCGCCGCUUUUCUUCGUGUGUAUGUAUAGUAUGGAAUUAAAGCUUAAGUUUUUUUUACAUUUUAUUAUUAUUUAUAUGCCACUUUUAUUUUUAAACGCAAACCAACCAACAAGACACGCAACAAUGCAACAAAUGUUUAGUUAA
Molecule: messenger RNA, 4444 nt
Organism: Drosophila busckii
Lineage: Eukaryota; Metazoa; Arthropoda; Insecta; Diptera; Drosophilidae
Gene: nkd
Product: protein naked cuticle
Exons: 5
Coding region: 1148-3919 (923 amino acids)
Biological process (GO): negative regulation of Wnt signaling pathway
Cellular component (GO): cytoplasm
Source: RefSeq, a predicted model, not a curated record